UGCUCGUAAUGGCUAGCAGAGUUUCUGUAGUAUAUCUUUUCUCUGUGAUGUUUUUUAUGUUGACAUUGUUAUCUUUUGAUACUGAAGCAAAGGUGCAUUUUCACAAAUGGAAAGUAAAUUACCAGACAUGGGCUCCUGAUUGCGUGGAGGUGAACAUCAUCUCUAUAAAUGGACAAUACCCGGGCCCCACCAUCAGAGCCACAGAAGGGGACACCAUUGUUGUUGAGAUAGAGAACUUGAUGCCCACUGAAAACGUUGUUAUUCACUGGCAUGGAAUUCGCCAGAUUGGCACUCCCUGGAACGACGGGACUGCUUCAAUUUCGCAGUGUGCAAUCUACUCAGGCGAAACCUACGUGUAUAAGUUCGUUGUGGACAGGCCAGGAACGUACUUCUAUCAUGGUCAUUAUGGCUUACAGCGGUCGGCAGGGUUUUAUGGGUCACUGAUAGUGGAUGCGGCGGGCAAAGAACCCUUCACCUAUGAUGGAGAGCUGAGUAUCAUUUUAAACGACUGGUGGCACGAUAGCACUUAUGAGCAGGCCGUGGGCCUCUCUUCCAAUCCCUUCGUCUGGGUUGGGGAACCUCAGUCACUGCUGAUAGACGGACGAGGACAAUACAAUUGCUCCACAACUAGCCAUUCCUGUAAUGCUACAAAUAAGCAGUGCUCUCCUUAUGUCUUGCCAGUACGAUCUGGUAACACGUAUCGCCUCCGUAUUGCAAGCGUGGCAUCUCUUUCCGCCAUCAACUUUGUGAUCCAAGGACACAAGAUGAACGUCGUGGAGGCAGAUGGGCAUUACGUAGAGCCGGUGGAAAUAGACGACCUGGAUGUCUACUCUGGCGAAUCGUAUUCUGUUUUGAUAACGAAUCGAGAGCCUUCUCAAAACUAUUGGGCAGGUGUGAAUGUGAGAGGCAGGCAGCCCAAGACGCCAACUGGACUGGCCAUCCUCAACUAUCUUCCCAACCCAUCAACCAAGCUCCCAAUUGCACCAUAUCCCACAAGCCCAUUGUGGAAUGACUAUGCCUACAGUAAAGCUCUGGCUAUGAAAUUUGUGGCACUCAAAGGACACGAAGAGCUUCCCCCACUUCAGUCCCACAGGCAACUGAUUCUUCUCAACGCACAGAACAAGAUCAACGGGUACAUAAAGUGGGCAAUCAACAACAUUUCACUGCUGCCUCCUCUGACUCCCUACUUGGCCGCCAUGAAAUACAAAAUCAAGGGCGCCUACGACAUAACCCCACCUCCAGACAUCUACAGUCCCCGUGACUACAACAUCACCAUUCCUCCCCCAAAUCCCAACACUGUCGAAGGGAGUGGCGUGUACGUCUUUACAUUGAAUUCUGUUGUUGAUGUCAUUCUGCAGAACGCAAAUACUCUAACUGCCAACAAUUCAGAGAUCCAUCCAUGGCAUUUGCAUGGCCACGAUUUUUGGAUUCUUGGAUAUGGAGAUUGUGUGUUCGACCCAGCAAAGGAUCCUUUGAACUACAAUACGGUAAAUCCUCCAUUGCGGAACACAGUGGCAGUGUUUCCAUAUGGAUGGACAGCCAUUCGAUUUAAAGCAGAUAAUCCAGGAGUAUGGGCUUUCCACUGCCAUUUGGAGGCACACUUUUUCAUGGGGAUGGGAGUGGUGUUUGCAGAGGGAGUAGAGAAAGUUGGAAAGUUGCCCAAUGUAGCCAUGGGAUGUGGUCUCACCAAGAAUAUGAUUGACAUGCACCACUGAUCUCUUUGUUUGAGAUAACCAAUUUUUGUAAGAUGAUGCUUUUAUAAAUUAUCAAGCUCAUCAUCCAUUCACCUUAGCACUAUACUAGAUAAACCCUUCUAAUAUUGGAAUAUAUAAACUAACACCGGCACAUCUACUUAUAGACUGUAGCUACUAGCUAGUUCAUGCAAGUGUGGCAAUUAAUGAGACUUGAGAGUUGAGACUUGAGAGAAGUGACGGUGCCCAAAUAGUAAAUACCAUAAAUUGCAUGAUCGAGCCAAGGUUUUGUAUAAUUGCAUUAAUGCAUUCUAUCUUUGAGGUAAUCCAGUGAAUUGAGCUCUGCAACAAUGUUGGAGAAUUCAGAAUGUUGGGUGUGAGAAAAUUUCAGAAAAUUGGUUAAGUUUUUCUCAUGCAGCUAAAAUGAGCUAGGCGACGAGUGGUACUGGAGGUUCCAAGCCCAAUCCCAAGCCCAAGCCCAAGGCCAUGACAAGUGGAGCAGGAGAACCUAGAGGUUCCAAGGCCAGUGCCACUGAGGAAACGAUGGUUAAGAAAUACAAAGAAGAAUUUGUAGAUUUGAUGCUAGGGACUUCCAUUGCUUUGAAUACAAAUCAUUUGGCAUGGAGAGAUUUAUUUAGCCAAUGCAGAAACCCUACCACGCCUAAUAUGACUGGUUAUGCUCUAUUUAAGUAUUUCUGGAAUAAUAGGG
Messenger RNA from Cryptomeria japonica (Japanese cedar), 2400 nucleotides. Its product is annotated as L-ascorbate oxidase-like. The record is from RefSeq and is a predicted model, not a curated record. Gene Ontology annotation, molecular function: oxidoreductase activity; copper ion binding. Bases 9 to 1715 code for a protein of 568 amino acids. The transcript has 5 exons. Gene Ontology annotation, cellular component: extracellular region. NCBI's taxonomy places the organism in Eukaryota, Viridiplantae, Streptophyta, Pinopsida, Cupressales, Cupressaceae.